Molecule: messenger RNA, 3305 nt
Organism: Pungitius pungitius (ninespine stickleback)
Lineage: Eukaryota; Metazoa; Chordata; Actinopteri; Perciformes; Gasterosteidae
Gene: ints10
Product: integrator complex subunit 10
Exons: 19
Coding region: 591-2804 (737 amino acids)
Biological process (GO): snRNA processing
Cellular component (GO): integrator complex
Source: RefSeq, a predicted model, not a curated record
GAACCUGUCGUGUCAUGCCAGUUGUCCAAGCACGUUCUGUGUCAGUGGGCUGAGACGGGCACAAAGGCCCACCGUCACUUAACGCCGCCUUAUCGUAACAAGGACAUGAAGCAAUAUUUCUUACUGAAUGAAUAGUGGGCUCGACAACCUAAAAAAAAUAAGCGACGCGCUAGCAUGCUUAGCACUGAAGCUAACGUUAAACCGCCCAGGUGGCAGGUUGUUUUUAAUCAACUUAACUUGGUCAACGUGAGCUCAACACUGCUGGCGACUGGGCCUAGUUGGGUGUUUUAGAAACAGUCAAUCGGAUGUUUGAGGUUUAAGAGAGAACACGAUCACAGGGUCGCAUUAAACGGCUGUUUGUUACAGAUAAAUACGCGGAAGUCUUGCAUGAUAAGUGUGUGUCCUAUUCAGAGUAGACGGGCAAGCGGUUAACGUCUGGUUGGAGGCUUUGUUGACAGCGACUGAACGUCACCAAUCAAAAGAGCGGCUCAUUAAUCUUUUCUUUACCUGCCGUCAACGCCAGAUGGUGUCCUGUCCGUGGACAGGUGGAGUGCUGCAGUGUUUUGCGAGCUAAGUUAGAUUCAUGCGAAAUGUCAGCGCAAAAAGAUUGCGAGUUUUUGGUGAAGAGAGCCCGGGAUCUUGUCUCUGAUGACCCCUGUGCGGCCAAAGCCUGGCUCAUAACUGCCAGAACCCUUUACCCUGCAGACUUCAACAUACAGUAUGAAAUGUACAUCAUUGAACGCAACGCAGAGAGGACGGCUUCAGCGGGCAGACUGCUGUACGACAUGUUCAUUAACUUUCCAGAUCAGCCCGUCGUGUGGCGAGAGAUCAGCGUCAUCACAGCGGCACUCCGCAGUGACUCCCAGGACAAACAUGCGCAGUUUCUACGAGGGCUUUUCGAGACAUUGCCGGGCCGUGUGCAGUGUGAGAUGCUACUGAAAGCCACAGAGCAAUGUUUCAACACUUUGGAGAAGGCAGAGAUGCUGCUCCUUCUUCUCAAGCGCUUCCCUGACUCUGUGGUUCAACAUGGAAUCAAUCUAGGAGAAAAAUUGUUAGAGGCGGAGGCGUCGGAGAAUGUGGAGACGCCUGUCAACUGCUUCAGAAAACUUUUUGUGUGCGAUGUCCUUCCUUUGGUCGUAAACAACAUGGACAUGCGUUUGCCGGCCAGCCUGAUGCAGAAGUACAUGCUGAAAGCAGCUGAAUUCUACAUCGGCUACGUCACCCGGGGACCCUCGCCUGAUGUACAGACACAGGGCUCCCAGGAAGGUGGGUCUCUAAAGUCACCCACUGUGUCCCGUGGCUCUCAGCGGCAUGUGAUUGACGGUCUGUCUGAAAAGUCGUCAGUGGUAGCAGAACCUUGGGAGAGGCUGUUGGAUAUCCUCGCCGUGGUCGGAGCGCGCUGCGAGUGGCAGGGAGACAAGGGACAGAGAAGCUAUGUGGACAUGCUGCAGAGAGUGAAAGAGCUGUGUCGCUACCUGCCCGGUCUGGAAGGAGACACACGGUCCCGCUGCUGCAGUCAAGUGGUCAUUUGUUCUGCGCUCGUCCUCUUCCGCAGCGCCUUCCUAUACGUCUCUGCUGUGCAGCCAGCACUGUUCCAGGGUGUGAAUGCGUUGAGCUCGGGGCCGUGGAUCCUUGUAGAGGACUUGAGCUCGGUGUAUAAUGAUGUGGAGAUGGAAAGGGGAGCAGUGAAACAUGCACAUAAGAAACGCAAACUGGCCGAUGGGAGAGAGAAGACGAUGAGCUCGGAUGAUGAGGAAGGUUUGGGAAAAGGCCGCGGUCGACACAUUUUGGUGAACAAGACGGAAAUGCCCGGAUGGUUGGAGACUCUGGACAGCUUUCGCACAGCGAGGGAGAGCUGGGAGCUUCUUCACUCCCACGAUGGCCUGGAAACUGAGUUUAAGAAGAUCUGUGCCUCUUGGAAGACUGACAGCUGGCUGUGGUUCAGAAUAUUCCUCACCGACACAAUCAUAUAUCAGGGACAGUACCGUAAGGCCCUCUCCAGCUUGCACCAGAUGGCUGCAGUGCAGCAGCCUCUGCCUGGACAGCAGAGCCCCUCAGGUCAGGGCAGCCUGGAGCACCACAGGGCCCUCGUACAGCAAGCGUCCUGCCACUACGCACUGGGAGAGUACAGGAUGGCCUGUGAGAAGCUGCUUGAUGUUGUCGGGGCUUUGAUGCCCCCGAUUCAGGAAGCAACCAAGACUUCAGAAGAUCAAAGCAGAGUCAAGACCAGGAUGAGGAAAGGUAACGACCUGAGACUGCUUCCCUGCACCACCAAAGCUGUGUUACCUUUCUGCCUCCAGCUGAUGUUAGCCUGCUUCAAGCUCCGUGCCUUCACAGACAUUCGCGACGACCUGUCCCUCGGCCACGUGGUGGUGCUGCUGCAGCACGACUGGCCACAGGGCGAGAGGCUGUUUUUGAAGACACUGGAAAAGAUCUGCCAUCAAGGCAGUUUCCAGUACGAGAAUUUCUUCAACUAUGUCACCAACAUUGACAUGUUGGAGGAGUUUGCAUACCUGCGUACUCCAGAGGGCGGCAGGAUUCAACUGGAGCUCCUUCCCAAUCAGGGAAUGCUGAUAAAGAACCCCAGCCCCGCCCUGGGGGCGGAGUUAAAUACCCUUCUGCUACAAGGGGUGCAGACAAUGGACAGACACCACACUGUGACCCGCGGGAUCACCAAGGGAGUGAAGGAAGAUUUCCGUCUGGCCAUGGAGAGGCAGGUGUCGCGCUGUGGAGAGAACCUGUUCAGUGUGCUCCACCGUUUCUGCAUCAACGAGAAAAUUAUCAUCAUCCAGUCUCUCCCUUGACACACCUGGCACCUUUUGUGUGGCAGCUGGACUGACGUUAUGCCUCCAACACAGGACACACUUCCAACUAUCUUGUCUUCAUCAUGCAUCAAUGAACUCAUUAGAAAACAUUCCUUGCCUUAUAAGUGAACCCCUCUUUUCAGAGCGCAGGUGAGAAUGCUGGUACUCAUGCCAUUAACAUAUUAUGUGUGUAGUUUUCUUCUCAACGUGUGCAAAAACACAUUUGAAGUGUUUAUAAUCAAAUUGUGAUAUUUGUGGGAGUCAACAUUGACAAAAGAACUGAGUGUAUUUUUGAUAUUUUUAAGUUUAUUGUUUUUGUUACAAAUAUGUUAGCUCAUAUAAAUGUUUCCAUUAAAUGUCCUCAACAUGGUUUUAAAAAAAUGGAAAAUGAUUUAUGUCAAGCUCAAAAGAUGUCAGUUUGUCUUCAGCCGUUUGUACAAGAUUGAAAAUUCUACCCUCGACUGUCACACUUCUUCUUCACUCCAAAGCACCCAUGACCUU